This is a messenger RNA of Balaenoptera ricei (Rice's whale), 774 nucleotides long. It is a transcript of the gene LIN28B, whose product is annotated as lin-28 homolog B. The transcript is spliced from 4 exons. The record is from RefSeq and is a predicted model, not a curated record. NCBI's taxonomy places the organism in Eukaryota, Metazoa, Chordata, Mammalia, Artiodactyla, Balaenopteridae. Gene Ontology annotation, molecular function: nucleic acid binding; zinc ion binding. The coding region runs from base 1 to 774 and encodes 257 amino acids.
AUGAGGUCAUUCAACCAGGUUUCAUCAGCCCCAGGCGGGGCAAGCAAAGGUGGUGGAGAAGAGCCCGGGAAGCUGCCGGAGCAGGCAGAGGAGGAAUCCCAGGUUUUGCACGGAACUGGCCACUGUAAGUGGUUCAACGUGCGAAUGGGAUUUGGAUUCAUCUCCAUGAUAAACCGAGAGGGAAGCCCCUUGGAUAUCCCAGUCGAUGUAUUUGUACACCAAAGCAAAUUAUUCAUGGAAGGAUUUAGAAGCCUAAAAGAAGGAGAACCAGUGGAGUUCACAUUUAAAAAAUCUUCCAAAGGCCUUGAAUCAAUACGGGUAACAGGACCUGGUGGGAGCCCCUGCUUAGGAAGUGAAAGAAGACCCAAAGGGAAGACACUACAAAAAAGAAAACCAAAGGGAGACAGAUGCUACAACUGUGGUGGCCUUGAUCAUCAUGCUAAGGAAUGUAGUCUACCUCCUCAGCCAAAGAAGUGCCAUUGCUGUCAGAGCAUCACGCACAUGGUGGCGAACUGCCCUCACAAAACUGUGGUGCAGCUGCCCGCCGGUUCUCAGGGAAGACAGGAAGCAGAGCCCCAGCCGUGCACCGCGUUCCCUCGAGAGGUGGGGGGGGGCCACGGCUAUCCGUCACCACCGUUUCCUCAGGAGGCGAGGUCCGAGGUCUCAGAGUGGCCAGGCAGGUCACCUGCAGAAGCUUCCUCCACAAAGUCACCUGCAGCACCAGAAGAUCAAAGCAAAAAGGGGCCUUCCGUGCAAAAAAGGAAAAAGACAUAA